UUAGUUCAAUAAUUUAGUAAUUUGUAUCAGUAUCAGUUCUCGUGUAAUGAUCGUGUUCAGAUAAUCGUAUCUUUCAUGUGUUAUUUGUAUGUCAUUAACAGUAGUUGUGAAUUGUGGAUCGUGGAUGAAUAAAUUAAUUACAAAAAUGUUUCGAAUGUCUUUCACAAAUUUAGUAAAACAACCUAAAGAAGUAAUUACACAGUUUAUGAACUCGUUUGAUACUGUUUUAACCGACUGUGAUGGUGUGUUGUGGCUAGAAGAAGAACCAAUUGAAGGUUCCGCAGAGGUGAUAAAUACUUUGAAAGAAUUAGGGAAGAGAGUAUUUUUCGUGACGAAUAAUUCCUGUAAAAUACGUGAUGACUUUGUUAAAAAGGCCAAGAAAAUGAACUUCAAAUGUGAAAAGGAUGAUAUUAUUUCAACUGCNGUUGGCCCAGAAGGUUUAUCUCAAGAAUUAGAGUUGGUGGGAAUAAAAUCUAUAGGAGUCGGACCUGAUGUAAUGCAGACAUCAUUUAAAAAUACUCUUGAAGAAUUUAAAGCAGAUCCUGAUAUUGGUGCAGUAGUAGUAGGAUAUGAUGAACACUUCAGUUAUGUUAAGAUGUUUAAAGCUGCUACUUAUCUAAGUAAUCCAAAUGUUCUUUUUGUGGGUACUAAUUCUGAUGAGCAGUAUCCAAAUCGUUAUGAUUAUAUAGUUCCUGGAACUGGUACUAUUCUAAUUGCUGUUAAAACUGCUGCUCAGAGGGAACCGUUUAUUGUGGGGAAGCCUGAAGCAUAUAUAGCAGACUUCAUUAAAAAUGAAUAUGGAAUGGAUCCUAAGAGAACAUUAAUGAUUGGUGACAGGUGCAACACAGAUAUUUUAUUGGGAACAAGAUGUGGUUUUCAAACAAUGUUAGUUUUAAGUGGAAUAACAACUUUCAAAGAGGCAACACAACGGAAACAGUCAAAAAAACAGGAAGAAAAAGAUCUUGUACCUGAUGUAUAUCUUGAAAAGCUAGGGGACUUACUCUUGCCUAUCCAUCCCUCGAAACGUAAACAAGCGAAAAAUGAGUGCCAGAAUGUUGUGAAAGUAAGACGCGCCCUUUUCGAACCAAUCGAUCACGAAGAGACGCAAAAGUUUUUGGAACAGGAAUUGUCCAAACAAUCCGUGAACGAAAGUGAAAAAUGGGAGUUCGAUUUCGUGAACGAAAGACCUCUCAAAACAAAGGGCCGUUAUGAAUGGACGGUCGUUAAUAGUAGCAGCGCACCUGAUCUUGAAAAGCCCCGGAAGAAAAUAGAAGAAGUUUAUGACACUUCCACUCUUUAUCCUCAAACUCUCAGUACACCGAAAGUUGACGGUGAAUUUGAGAAAAAAGAGGAAAAUAGUGCCGUAGAGAGUAUGAUAGUCGAUGGAACUCCUCCAAAGGAUUCUAACAAAAAACAAAGUCUCAUAACUGGUAAGUCACUUUAUGUUAAGAUGUUUAAAGCUGCUACUUAUCUAAGUAAUCCAAAUGUUCUUUUUGUGGGUACUAAUUCUGAUGAGCAGUAUCCAAAUCGUUAUGAUUAUAUAGUUCCUGGAACUGGUACUAUUCUAAUUGCUGUUAAAACUGCUGCUCAGAGGGAACCCUUUAUUGUAGGAAAACCUGAAUCAUAUAUAGCAGACUUCAUUAAAAAUGAAUACGGAGUGGAUCCUAAAAGAACAUUAAUGAUUGGCGACAGGUGCAACACAGAUAUUUUAUUAGGAACAAGAUGUGGCUUUCAAACAAUGUUAGUUUUAAGUGGAAUAACAACUUUCAAAGAGGUAACACAAUGGAAGCAGUCAAAAAAACAGGAAGAACGAGAUCUUGUACCUGACGUAUAUCUUGAAAAGCUGGGGGACUUACUCCCUUAUUUGAAUUGAUAUAUCAGUAUUUUAGUUAAAUUCACUCAUUUGGGUGCAAGAACUAUAUAGUAUUUAGCCAUUUAAAUAACUUUCAUUUUUGACUUUUAUUUUAUGUACUUUUAACAAAACAAGUUGUUACAA
Agrilus planipennis (emerald ash borer) is the source of this 1996-nucleotide messenger RNA. RefSeq lists its product as uncharacterized. Gene Ontology annotation, molecular function: cyclin-dependent protein serine/threonine kinase inhibitor activity; phosphatase activity. The record is from RefSeq and is a predicted model, not a curated record. Gene Ontology annotation, cellular component: cytoplasm; nucleus. Bases 89 to 1873 code for a protein of 594 amino acids. The transcript has 9 exons. Gene Ontology annotation, biological process: regulation of cell cycle. Lineage: Eukaryota; Metazoa; Arthropoda; Insecta; Coleoptera; Buprestidae.